UGGGCUUGCUUUGUUGGGUUUUUUUUCCCCCCUCCCCUCAAAAACCCACGGAAUUUUCAUGUUGCUUAACUCGCCAUGUCCUCCUAAGCCAUAAAUAUUAGAAAAAAAAAAGUUUGAAUUCUUUAAAAAGAAACUGCUAUCAGAGUUACCCAAAGUUGAUGGAAGCGGCCUCUUCAGUUUGUGACGAGCUGUCUGGUACUGGCGUUGUGUGGGUCUUGUUUUUGUGUGCCUGUGGUACCAGCUCCAGGGGAGACAGUUUCAGAAAGAGACAAACAACAAAAUGAACAAUCCAGCUAUUAAGAGAAUAACAAAUGAAAUUAUCAAAUCACCUGAGGAUAAAAGAGAAUAUCGUGGACUGGAAUUGGCAAAUGGCAUUAAAGCUCUUCUCAUUAGUGACCCCACCACAGAUAAGUCUUCAGCAGCGCUUGAUGUGCACAUAGGAUCCUUGUCAGAUCCCCCCAACAUUGCUGGGCUUAGUCAUUUUUGUGAGCAUAUGCUGUUCCUGGGAACCAAGAAAUAUCCAAAAGAGAAUGAGUAUAGCCAAUUUCUUAGCGAGCAUGCCGGGAGCUCAAAUGCUUUCACGAGUGGAGAACAUACCAAUUAUUACUUCGAUGUCUCACAUGAACAUCUAGAAGGUGCACUAGACAGAUUUGCCCAGUUUUUCCUGUGCCCUUUGUUUGAUGAAAGCUGCAAAGACAGGGAAGUGAAUGCUGUUGAUUCUGAGCAUGAGAAGAAUCUGAUGAAUGAUGCCUGGAGGUUGUUUCAGUUGGAGAAAGCUACUGGAAACCCCAAUCAUCCCUUCAGUAAAUUUGGAACAGGGAACAAAUUCACUCUGGAAACUAGACCAACCAAAGAAGGAAUAGAUGUAAGACAAGAGCUAUUGAAGUUUCAUUCUACUUACUACUCAUCAAAUUUAAUGGCUAUUUGUGUCUUAGGAAGAGAAUCGUUGGAUGAGCUGACUUGCUUAGUGGUAAAGUUAUUUUCAGAAGUAGAGAAUAAAAAUGUCCCUAUACCAGAGUUUCCUGAACAUCCUUUCCAAGAAGAACAUCUCCGGCAACUUUACAAAGUGGUACCUAUUAAGGACAUUAGAAAUCUUUAUGUCACGUUUCCUAUACCAGACCUUCAGAAGUACUAUAAAUCAAACCCUGGCCAUUACCUUGGUCAUCUGAUUGGGCAUGAAGGCCCGGGGAGUCUUUUAUCGGAGCUUAAAGCCAAAGGAUGGGUAAAUACUCUUGUUGGAGGACAGAAGGAAGGUGCUAGAGGUUUCAUGUUUUUCAUCAUUAACGUGGACUUGACAGAGGAAGGACUUUUGCACGUUGAAGAUAUUAUUUUGCACAUGUUCCAAUAUAUUCAAAAACUACGUACAGAAGGACCUCAAGAAUGGGUUUUCCAAGAGUGCAAGGAUCUAAAUGCUGUGGCAUUCAGAUUUAAAGAUAAAGAACGACCACGAGGUUAUACAUCAAAGCUUGGAGGAAUGCUGCAUUAUUAUCCUAUAGAAGAAGUAUUGGCUGCUGAGUAUUUGCUUGAAGAAUUCAGGCCUGAUUUAAUAGAGAUGGUACUGGAUAAAUUGAGACCAGAAAAUGUCCGAGUUGCAAUAGUUUCCAAGUCUUUUGAAGGAAAAACUGAUCGAACAGAAGACUGGUAUGGAACACAGUACAAGCAAGAAGCAAUUUCUGAUGAAGUUAUUAAGAAAUGGCAAAAUGCUGACCUGAAUGGGAAAUUCAAGCUUCCAAUGAAGAAUGAGUUCAUUCCUACUAACUUUGAGAUUUUGCCAUUGGAAAAAGAUGCGACCCAGUACCCUGCCCUCGUCAAGGACACUGCUAUGAGCAAACUAUGGUUCAAGCAAGAUGACAAGUUUUUUUUGCCAAAAGCUUGUCUCAACUUUGAAUUUUUCAGUCGCUACAUUUAUGCUGAUCCUCUCCAUUGCAACAUGACAUACCUGUUUAUCAGGUUAUUGAAGGAUGAUUUAAAAGAGUAUACAUAUGCAGCACGCCUCUCAGGUUUGAGCUAUGGCAUUGCAUCAGGAAUGAAUGCAAUACUUCUUUCUGUAAAAGGUUAUAAUGACAAGCAACAUAUCUUGCUCAAGAAGAUCAUUGAGAAAAUGGCUACUUUUGAGAUUGAUGAAAAACGAUUUGAAAUUAUCAAGGAAGCGUACAUGAGAUCACUGAACAACUUCAGGGCUGAACAGCCUCACCAGCAUGCAAUGUAUUAUCUCCGACUCCUGAUGACAGAAGUUGCUUGGACCAAAGAUGAAUUAAAAGAAGCUCUAGACGAUGUUACUCUUCCCCGCCUCAAGGCCUUUAUAGCUCAACUGUUGUCACGGUUACACAUCGAAGCUCUUCUCCAUGGCAAUAUAACAAAACAGGCUGCAUUAGGAAUUAUGCAGAUGGUUGAAGACACUCUCAUUGAGCAUGCUCAUACAAAGCCACUCCUUCCCAGUCAGCUAGUGAGAUACAGAGAAGUGCAACUUCCUGACAGAGGUUGGUUUGUAUAUCAACAGAGAAAUGAAGUUCAUAACAAUUGUGGCAUUGAAAUAUAUUACCAGACAGACAUGCAGAGCACUUCUGAGAAUAUGUUUUUGGAGCUCUUUUGUCAAAUUAUCUCAGAACCAUGCUUCAAUACUCUGCGCACCAAGGAACAAUUAGGUUACAUUGUGUUCAGUGGUCCACGUCGGGCAAAUGGCAUACAAGGACUGCGAUUUAUUAUCCAAUCUGAAAAGCCACCACACUAUUUAGAAAGCAGAGUUGAAGCGUUUUUAAAAACUAUGGAGAAAUGCAUAGAAGACAUGACAGAAGAGGCCUUCCAAAAACACAUCCAAGCUUUAGCAAUUCGUCGUCUAGACAAACCAAAGAAGCUGUCUGCAGAAUGUGCUAAGUACUGGGGAGAAAUCAUUUCCCAGCAAUACAACUUCGACAGAGAUAACAUUGAAGUGGCUUAUCUAAAGACCCUGACCAAGGAUGAUAUUAUACAGUUCUACAAGGUGCUGUUGGCAAUAGAUGCUCCCAGACGACACAAGGUAUCAGUACACGUCCUUGCAAGGGAAAUGGAUUCCUGCCCUGUUGUUGGAGAAUUUCCAUGCCAAAAUGAUGUGAACCUGGCACCAGCACCACCACUACCACAGCCAAAUGUGAUUGAAAAUAUGACAGAAUUCAAGCGCAGUCUGCAACUCUUUCCACUGGUGAAACCACAUAUCAAUUUCAUGGCUGCAAAACUGUGAAGAACCCCACUGGAUGAAGAAAUGCAAAUGAUCAGCACUGGCAUGGUUUCAGGGGACUUCAUGAUGAACAAAAUUAUUAAAGAUCAUUAGGAUAAAUGGUUCUGUCCGUUAUGAAAGUCCCAAAUUCCUUCUUGGUUCAUUUGACAUUAGCUGUGUGUUAGGGAUAGAGAGUAUAUAAAAAUCAGUUGUGGUCAUGUGUCAUUUAUAUUACAGACAACCUGUUGAAAACAAUCAACUGAAACAAUAAUAAUAAACUUGUAGAUGCAGUAUAUUUUUAAUAUAGUAAAUCCCUUCAAAUUUUCAUUUUGAUAAAAUAACCCUCCAGAGCAAACAAAAUUGCUUGAAAUAUCCUUGUUACUCCUGAAAAACACCAUAUAGUAUCCCAGUAAUUACCUUAUUGGGGGCUGGAGGGGGUGAGAAGAGUUUUUAGGAUGGGGUCAACAAUUUUUCUUAAAAGUAGAGACUUUCACAUUUUUUUGAAGUGACGUGUUGAAUGAUACUUUUUUAAUUGAUCCUUAAUGCAACCAACAUAUUUUCUAUUUAAGUUUUAUGAAGAUCAGUGGGGGGAAAAAAAAGGAAACUUGACAACACAGUCGUGGGAGGAUUGUCUUAAUGAGAAUAAUUGAAGAUAAGGGCAUGAUUUUAAUCUUUCUAUACAAAUUUGGGGACAUUUUAUAUUAAAACUAGUAAAAUGCUGGAAACACUUUAAUAGUGCAUCUUAUUUUUGUUAUCAAGUGUUGUCCCAGUCUCUCGAUACUGUCAACAUCGUGUUCAGUUUUUCAGUGUUACUGUGAAUCAUUUCCAUGUGGUAUAUAAAAUACUUUAUUUGGGUGUCAUUUUUUUUUUCAGUUGCGCACAUACCGAUGGAGAACUCGGUCUGUUUUGCCUCAUGUGUUAUGUAGGUCUCAGUCCAGCAGAGUACUUACUACUGCACAUAACUUCAAGCAUCCGUUAGUUCUUGACUCGAGAACAGGUGAAUGUCAAAUACGGGCCCUGUAAUGAAUGAGAUGCAUCUUUGUUCUGAUACUUCUCUGUGGGUCCUUCUCGUCCAUGAGGAUGGCAUCUGGGACAGCGCAGUGCUGGGUUAGCAGAGCUGCUGUAGCACAGGGUCUGGUUCAGGUUACAUCACAAAAUGUUCGUUCCUACUUCUUUUAAGAGGGCUGCGCAAAACCCAGAAGGCUCAAGAAUUAUGCCGAAAUACUAUAUGCCUAUAUAUUCCAUAAUUUAGUGAAAUGGUAAAACGAUACAUGGUGUCUAAUCUUCACCAAAUUUCCUGACUUCUGCGGAGUGGUCUAGUGCUUGGGACAGACCCCAGCUAGAAAAGGUAAGGGAGCAUCUUGCUAAGUUCUCGCUAAAAGAACCUGAAACAAAGGCCCUGAUGUGACAUGCGUGUUGUCAUACAUCAGCAUCCUGGUGUAUUCAGUAGAGCUGUUCUUGUCAUUGAAUCAAUGUUCUUUCUUACACUGGCUCUGAAGCCAAAUUAAAUGAAUGCUUGACAGGGUAAGGGCCUUAAGUUGUGUUUAUCUGAGAGUCUCUUCUAAUUGAAUAAAUACAGUGUAUUUAAAAGUUGUUUUAAAGGUUAACAGUACAUGUUUCAACAUCUUACAAUAAAUUUGAUGAUAGUUUGUGAUGUAACCUGUUGCUAAGGAAGGCCACUAGCAUUUUUUUGUAGCCUGAGGAGAAAAAAAAUUAAAUAUAGUAUAAGCAAAACCAGUAAAGGUGUCUUUGUUCACCGCAUUUUUCAUGAAUCCUUCAUAUAAAAUGGGCUUUUUACCCUCUUGCAUUUCUCUUUUGUUUAUACUUUUCCUUCAGUAAAAGUAUUUGUAUUAUAUAUUAUAUAUAUUAA
Egretta garzetta (little egret) is the source of this 5063-nucleotide messenger RNA. It is a transcript of the gene IDE, whose product is annotated as insulin degrading enzyme. Gene Ontology annotation, molecular function: metal ion binding; metalloendopeptidase activity. Gene Ontology annotation, cellular component: mitochondrion; peroxisomal matrix; cytosol. Gene Ontology annotation, biological process: peptide catabolic process. The transcript is spliced from 25 exons. NCBI's taxonomy places the organism in Eukaryota, Metazoa, Chordata, Aves, Pelecaniformes, Ardeidae. The record is from RefSeq and is a predicted model, not a curated record. The coding region runs from base 281 to 3217 and encodes 978 amino acids.